Messenger RNA from Periconia digitata, 1530 nucleotides. The record is from the annotation of a GenBank genome assembly. NCBI's taxonomy places the organism in Eukaryota, Fungi, Ascomycota, Dothideomycetes, Pleosporales, Periconiaceae.
CCACCGAAUAUGCCGCGGGAGAUUAUCACGCUACAAGCCGGCCAGUGUGGCAACAGCGUCGGUCAACAAUUCUGGCAGCAGCUCUGUCAAGAGCACGGCAUCAACGCCGACGGCAAUCUCGAGGACUUUGCGACCGAAGGCGGUGACCGCAAAGACGUCUUCUUCUACCAAUCCGAUGAUACCCGCUACAUUCCCCGCGCCAUUCUGCUCGAUCUCGAGCCCAGAGUCCUGAACUCCAUUCAAUCCAGCGCCUACAAGAACAUAUACAACCCCGAAAACUUCUACAUCCACAAAGAUGGCACUGGCGCAGGGAACAACUGGGGCAUGGGAUACAGCAUGGGCGAGCAGGUGCAGGAGGAGAUUAUUGAUAUGAUUGAUCGAGAGGCCGACGGCUCCGAUUCACUCGAAGGUUUCAUGCUUCUGCACUCCAUCGCGGGCGGAACUGGGUCCGGUCUCGGUUCAUAUAUGCUCGAGAGGUUGAAUGACAGGUUCCCGAAAAAGUUGAUCCAGACAUACAGUGUCUUUCCAAACACGCAGGAUGGUGACAUUGUUGUCCAGCCCUACAACAGUCUGCUGAGUUUACGCCGCUUGACCCAAAAUGCUGACUCGGUGGUUGUUCUUGAUAACGGUGCACUCUCUCGAAUCGCCGCCGACCGUUUGCAUGUACAGAACCCAUCCUUUCAGCAAACGAAUCAGCUCGUCUCCACGGUCAUGUCCGCUAGCACUACAACUCUCCGCUACCCCGGUUACAUGCACAAUGAUCUUGUUGGGAUAGUAGCUUCCCUCAUUCCCACACCCCGGUGUCACUUCCUGUCUACCUCCUACACUCCUUUCUCUGGUGAGAACGUCGAGCAAGCCAAGACUGUGCGGAAAACGACUGUGUUGGAUGUUAUGAGAAGAUUGCUACAGCCUAAGAACCGGAUGGUCUCAACUAAUCCUACGAAAAAGAGUUGCUACAUGUCAAUUCUCAACAUCAUACAAGGUGAAGCCGAUCCAACAGACGUCCACAAAUCGCUGCUUCGUAUACGCGAACGUCGACUCGCUACUUUCAUCCCAUGGGGUCCUGCAUCGAUUCAAGUUGCUUUGACCCGGAAAUCACCCUACGUUACAUCCUCACAUAGGGUUUCUGGCCUUAUGCUGGCUAAUCACACCGGUAUUGCUACUUUGUUCAAACGGAUUGUCGCGCAAUAUUCUACACUUCGCAAGCGAAACGCCUUCCUGGAAAGCUACAAGCGAGAAACGCCUUUCCGGGACGGUCUGGGUGAAUUUGACGAGGCAAAAGAGGUGGUGCAGAGUCUAAUUGACGAAUAUGAAGAGGCUGAGGAUCCGGACUAUCUGAGCAAAGAUGGCCCUCCCGCUGAGGAGGCUGACGACAAACGCGCUGCAUGAUAACAGCUCCUACUACCUGAAAAGAUCAUUAAAUCCACACAAAAAUGACGGCCUCAGUAGGAAGUUCUUUUGAAGCGACUCCAUUCGUCGUGUUUUUCCAAUGACAGUAUCCUUGAAUGAUCGCAACGACCAUCUUAAACU